Messenger RNA from Chaetomium strumarium, 2050 nucleotides. RefSeq names its product phosphatidylserine decarboxylase-domain-containing protein. The transcript has 3 exons. Bases 288 to 1868 code for a protein of 526 amino acids. The record is from RefSeq and is a predicted model, not a curated record. Lineage: Eukaryota; Fungi; Ascomycota; Sordariomycetes; Sordariales; Chaetomiaceae. Gene Ontology annotation, cellular component: mitochondrion. Gene Ontology annotation, molecular function: phosphatidylserine decarboxylase activity. Gene Ontology annotation, biological process: phosphatidylethanolamine biosynthetic process.
GAACCAUAUCUUUUAUUGUCGCGAUUAGCGAGAUUGGCUAUCAUGCAAGUACCCACCGUAUUUCUACAAAAGCCGAUCGGGUCCCAAGCUGCUGGGCAGGCGGGAAACGCCGUUCUAUCACUGGCUGCUCUCCUUCGUCCACAUGCACACCCUUUCGUCAUGAGCGUGACGGCUUGAGCUUUCGGACACACAGCGACAUCCCGGUCUCGGGUUCCCCUCAGUGUUCGACCCUUCGGUCGUUGAUUGGCUCCGGCUGAGCCUCCGUAGCUUCUACAGACGGGCCGACGAUGCAGAUUGGUCUCGCCUCUAGAACUGUCGGGUUAGGUCGCUCGACAAUUGCCCGCCGCACCACUUGCCGCGGCUGCCGUCAUAUCUCCCGGUCCGCUGCGCCGCGCCAAGCGCACCCGACCCAGCGCGUCUUCAGCCGCCGUUACUUUUCGCAGCAGUCGCACAGGCCAGGGGCCUCAUCCAAGGUGCAGGACUCCAAGUUCCGCUGGUACCCCAUCCCCGUCGGUCUCGGCGUUGGGUUUUUGGGACUGGUGCAGUUCUACAAGGUCUAUACUAGAGAGCAGGAAUGGCAGGCUGAAGAUGAGCACGAGCAACGACCGAAGAAGAGGCCGCGGGUCCGGCCGGAUGGUCCUUGGCAGGUGCGCAUCAUGUCAACCCUCCCCCUGAAGGCCAUGUCCAGGCUAUGGGGCAAGUUCAACGAAUUGACGCUCCCGACCUUCCUCCGCGUACCCGGCUUUCGACUGUAUUCAUUCGUUUUCGGCGUCAACCUAGAUGAGAUCGAAGAGACGGAUCUUCGCAAGUUCCCCAACCUGGCCGCCUUCUUCUACCGCACUCUCAAACCUGGUGCACGGCCCCUGGAUCCGAAUCCCAACGCUCUCCUAUCCCCAGCCGACGGAAGGGUUUUGCAGUUCGGACAGAUUGAAGGCGGCGACAUUGAACAAGUAAAGGGGAUGACUUACACCAUUGACGCGCUCCUUGGCCAAAACAGCCCGACCCCGAGCAUAUCGGGCCAAAGCCCACUCGACGGCCCCCCCAAGCGAGGCGCUCAAGACCAUGGGAGCGGCGAAGAACUCAUCAAACGGGACGAGGAAUUCGCCCGCGUCAAUGGCAUCUCCUACACGCUUCCAGACCUGUUCUCGGGCUCCAUGAAGAAGCGGAAGAGCAGCCUCGACCGACCCAAAGACGAAUCCGUCACGCCCUCGACCGAGUCCAUCUCCGAAGUGCGCACUGAGCUCGCCCUCGGCGAGAGGUCCUGGCUGGACUACCUCACGCCGGGCAGCCGGCACCAGCUCCACUACGCCGUCAUUUACCUCGCGCCCGGCGACUACCACCGCUUCCACUCGCCGACCAACUGGGUCGUGGAGCGGCGGCGGCACUUCGCCGGCGAGCUGUACAGCGUGUCGCCGUACCUGCAGCGCACGCUCCCCGGCCUCUUCACGCUCAACGAGCGCGUCGUGCUCCUGGGCCGCUGGCGCUGGGGCUUCUUCAGCUACGUCCCCGUCGGCGCGACCAACGUCGGGUCGAUCAAGAUCAAUUUCGACAGGGAGUUGAGGACGAACAGUCUGACGACGGACACCGAGGCGGAUAAAGCUGCCGAGGAGGCGGCGAAGCGGGGCGAGCCGUAUCUCGGUUAUGCCGAGGCCACGUACGAAGCGGCGAGCGCGGUGCUGAGGGGCCACGCGCUACGACGUGGCGAGGAGAUGGGCGGCUUCCAGCUGGGCAGCACUAUUGUGCUUGUGUUUGAGGCCCCGGCUGCGGAGCAUGACGAGAGUGGCGGGCACAAGGGCGGGUGGCAUUGGAACGUGGAGAGGGGGCAGCGGGUCAAGGUUGGACAGGCGCUGGGAUAUGUGGAUGCUUAGAUCUGCCGUGGUAAUAAGGCGUAGAAGAAGAAGAAAAAAAAGAAAAGAGGUGUAUUUGGGUAAUGGUUGUAAUGCUUGAUCUCCAAAAAUAGACUUGUGGCUCUUCUGGUUUGUUACGACGAUACCUGGGGUGCAAUUAAGACGAGAUGUGUGCACUGAAGUGGCUACAAAGGCAUUAAAAA